Messenger RNA from Nerophis lumbriciformis (worm pipefish), 735 nucleotides. NCBI's taxonomy places the organism in Eukaryota, Metazoa, Chordata, Actinopteri, Syngnathiformes, Syngnathidae. The record is from RefSeq and is a predicted model, not a curated record.
AUGGUGGACUACUACCAGAUUCUAGGAGUACGGCGAGAUGCUUCUGCAGAUGACAUAAAGAAAUCGUAUAGAAAACUGGCACUGAGAUGGCACCCUGAUAAAAAUCCAGAAAACAAAGAAGAGGCUGAGAAGAAAUUCAAGGAGCUGUCGGAGGCAUAUGAAGUCCUUUCUGAUGUUAACAAGAGGAGCACAUAUGAUCUUUACGGCAAAGAAGGACUAACAGGAGGCGCUCGAGGGAGAGAUCAUUUCCAAGAACCAUUCACAUUCCGUAACCCUGAAGAUGUGUUUAGGGAAUUCUUUGGAGGCAGGGACCCAUUUGCAGACUUUUUUGGUACGGAUCUGUUUAAUGAUGAUCCUUUUUUUGGCAAUGGCCGAAGGCACUCAAGUCGGGCUAGUCGAAGCCGGACAGGGGGCUCAUUUUUGGGGGGCUUUGUAGGUUUUCCUCCUUUUGGUGCUGGCUUCUCACCUUUUGAUCCAGGCUUUGGUUCGUUUGGCACCAUGAGCGGCGGCGGCUUCACUUCUUUCUCCAGCAGCUCCUUUGGGGGAGGUGGGGGAGGAGGUAUGGGGAACUUUCGUUCUGUGUCAACUUCCACCAAGAUCAUCAAUGGCAGGAAGAUCACAACCAAAAGGAUCGUAGAAAAUGGUCAAGAACGUGUUGAAGUGGAGGAGGACGGCCAGCUGAGGUCACUAACCAUCAAUGGUAAAGAGCAGCUGCUACGACUGGAACACAAGUAA